UUGCGUUUUCAGGUGACGUGUUCAGGCUCGUUACUGCUCACUCUUCCGGACACAAUUCCGUCCGGUUUCGAGGUGCUCGUCAUCCGUAACGCCUCGAUUCGUUCCAUUCCAAAGCAUGCAUUUCGUCGAAUGGAUCGAUUACGGGAAAUCCAUCUGGAAAACUGUGACCAUUUGACAUUUCUCGAGAAAUUCGCUUUCAAGGGCAUGAAGAAGUUGAGGCUGAUCAACUUUAGCAACUGCCCAAGGCUGAAUGAAAUCCCAAAGGCGUCCUUCUCCGGGAUUGGCAAUGACUUUGGCGUGAAAAUUCAAUUUCAUCGAACGCCUGUGCAACGUGUUCAUAGUGGUGCAUUCCGGCAUGCUCAAAAUAUCAGGGAACUAUCGAUCUCAGGUUCAGACUUGGCACUUUCAAGACACGCGUUUGCGUCCAUCAAUCAGGUAAGUCGAAACAUCUCGGCGCCCUGUUAUCUAGUUGUUGAAACUUUUUUUUGUAUGGUUUAUUACACAAGCAGAAACACAUAUGUUUCGGAAAAAUAA
This is a messenger RNA of Cooperia oncophora, 534 nucleotides long. NCBI's taxonomy places the organism in Eukaryota, Metazoa, Nematoda, Chromadorea, Rhabditida, Trichostrongylidae. The record is from the annotation of a GenBank genome assembly.